Molecule: messenger RNA, 2589 nt
Organism: Sciurus carolinensis (gray squirrel)
Lineage: Eukaryota; Metazoa; Chordata; Mammalia; Rodentia; Sciuridae
Gene: Ccnb1
Product: cyclin B1
Exons: 9
Coding region: 280-1569 (429 amino acids)
Biological process (GO): mitotic cell cycle phase transition; mitotic metaphase chromosome alignment; regulation of cyclin-dependent protein serine/threonine kinase activity
Cellular component (GO): cytoplasm; cyclin B1-CDK1 complex; mitochondrial matrix
Molecular function (GO): cyclin-dependent protein serine/threonine kinase regulator activity
Source: RefSeq, a predicted model, not a curated record
GCUCUGGCCCCGCCCCUGUCGAACGUCUUCACGGGGUCGCUCUGGAAACGCAUUCUGCAAGAACAGACUGGGACCAAUGGGAAGCGAGCGAGUACCAUGAAUGGACCAAUAAGGAGGGAGUGGUGCGGGGUUUAAACCCGAGCGGGCCAGCUCCUCCCGGCGUGCUGCAGAGGAACGGCUGUUUAUCUGUGGUGGGGUCAAGUCUUUGGUUAGUCCGAGACUCCAGUGUUCCUGUACCUGCUUCUGCCAGCUGACCCGCUGCCUGGUGAAAAGAAAGCCAUGGCGCUCCGAGUCACCAGGAACAUGAAAAUUAAUGCCGAAAAUAAGGCCAAGAUCAGUAUGGCAGGUGCAAAGCGUGUCCCUGUGGCCACUGCUGCAGCCUCCAAGCCUGGGCUAAGGCCAAGAACCGCUCUUGGAGACAUUGGCAAUAAAGUCAGUGAACAGCUGCAGGCUAGAGUGCCUCUGAAAAAGGAAGCAAAACCAUCAGCUACUGGAAAAGUUAUUGCUAAAAAACUUCCAAAACCUUUGGAAAAGGCACCUGUGUGUGUUCCAGAGCCUGAAGCUGAACCUGAACCAGAACCUGAACCUGAGCCUGUCAAGGAAGAAAAACUUUCGCCUGAACCUAUUUUGGUUGAUACUCCCUCUCCAAGCCCAAUGGAAACAUCUGGAUGUGCUCCUGCAGAAGAAUAUCUCUGUCAGGCUUUUUCUGACGUAAUUCUUGCAGUGAAUGAUGUGGAUGCAGAAGAUGGAGCAGAUCCAAACCUUUGUAGUGAAUAUGUAAAGGAUAUUUAUGCUUAUCUGAGACAACUUGAGGAAGAACAAUCAGUGAGACCAAAAUACCUACUGGGUCGGGAAGUCACUGGAAACAUGAGAGCCAUCCUAAUUGACUGGCUAGUACAGGUUCAAAUGAAAUUCAGGUUGCUGCAGGAGACCAUGUAUAUGACUGUUGCCAUUAUUGAUCGGUUCAUGCAGGAUAAUUGUGUGCCCAAGAAGAUGCUGCAGCUGGUUGGUGUCACUGCCAUGUUUAUUGCAAGCAAAUACGAAGAAAUGUACCCUCCAGAAAUUGGUGACUUUGCUUUUGUGACUAACAACACUUACACUAAGCACCAAAUCAGACAGAUGGAAAUGAAGAUUCUAAGAGUUUUAAACUUUGGUCUGGGUCGCCCCCUACCACUGCACUUCCUUCGUAGAGCCUCUAAGAUUGGAGAGGUUGAUGUUGAGCAACAUACUUUGGCUAAAUACCUGAUGGAACUAACUAUGUUGGACUAUGAUAUGGUGCACUUUCCUCCUUCUCAAAUUGCAGCAGGAGCUUUUUGCUUAGCACUGAAAAUUCUUGACAAUGGUGAAUGGACACCAACUCUACAGCAUUACCUGUUAUAUACCGAAGAGUCUCUUCUUCCUGUUAUGCAGCACCUGGCUAAGAAUAUAGUCAUGGUAAAUCGUGGGCUUACAAAGCAUAUGACUAUCAAGAACAAGUAUGCCACAUCUAAGCAUGCAAAGAUCAGCACUCUUGCACAGCUGAAUUCUGCACUAAUUCAAGAUUUAGCCAAGGCUGUGGCAAAGGUGUAACUUGUAAAUUUGAGUUGGAAUACUUUAUCUGCAAAUAAAAUUGGCACCAUGUGCCACCUGUACAUAUUAUACUACCUUUACAUACUUUGAAAUAAAGGUUGUGGCCCUUUUUAUUUUUCAUAGCUUAACUCAUUUUAAUGUGGUUGCUUCCUAUUCUUGUCUUAAAAGGAUGGUGGGGAACAUUUUUUUAAAAAACUGCUUUCAAUUUACUAGGGGAUCCAACUGAUGUAUAUAAUUGUUGCCUAUAUGUUAAUAUACUUGUUUUAUAUACCUGACAUUUGCUUUUUUAUGAGGUAGUAAAAUUACCUAAAACUGUUAUUUCCAUUAGGGCAUACUGCAUGUGAACCAAAUCACCUUGGAGAAUCUUCUACCUAGUUCUGUUUUUAAAGUAGAAGACUACCACCUCAUCCCUAGUUCUUCUUUUUGUUUUAUUUAUUCUGAGGGUUUCUGCCCUAAUUGUAAGUGAUUUACUUUAACCAUUAAUUUUGAGCUAUCAGCUUUAGUAUUUUUUUUUAAUGUUUUCACUUUGAAAAAUAACUUUAAUUUACUUCCUAAACCCAGUUUUCAUGUUAUGUAUUUAUCUUUUUGUUUAAUGGUUUAACAAAAUAACAGGAUGCUCAAAACAUACAAAUGUAUCCUUUUAAGAAAAAGGUAAUUUACCCCUCCCUUCUCAAUCCCAUUGAAGAUUUGAAAUGUAUCCUUCCAUGUCUUGUGUGAAUAUAGACAGACAUAUAAGUUGUCAUUUUUUUUUUUUUAAAUAGGUUCCUUCUGUACACAGCAGUUCUUUUCAAUGUACAUAGACCUUCCUGGAUUUGUGCAUCACAUUAAGUUCUAAUAAUAGGUGGAGUCAGAUGAUUUUCCCAGUGUCAUCAGUAGCAUGCAAAUGUGCUAGUUUUCUCUGCAUCAUUGUUAGAAUUGAAGGUCUUUAACUGGCAAAAAAAAAAAAAUAUUCUAUCUCAUUUGUUAUUUUAAUUUACACUUCUGGUGGCAAGUUGAAUAAAUUGUUUUAUCAAUGUGGAA